Cornus florida is the source of this 1883-nucleotide messenger RNA. Its product is annotated as polygalacturonase-like. The coding region runs from base 1286 to 1600 and encodes 104 amino acids. The record is from RefSeq and is a predicted model, not a curated record. The transcript has 2 exons. Lineage: Eukaryota; Viridiplantae; Streptophyta; Magnoliopsida; Cornales; Cornaceae.
GUUUCUAAUUCACAUUUUUUUAGAUUUUUGUGAAUUUUUCUUCAUGAAUUGUUGUAUAGUAUGCUCAAUUCGUAUGGAUUCUUGUAAAAAUAAUUUAUUUGUUGUAUAUGUGAUAUUUAAUUAUGUAUUCGUUGUCAUUUUAUGAGAAAACAUGCCUUAAAUGAUUAUAUUCCAUGCCUUAUGUAUUUGAGUUGCUGGAGAUAUAGUAAGAAGCAUGAUAUGUGUAUUAUAUAAUUUUUCUCCCAAUUGUGUUUAUGAUUAAGAAUUCAAAUGUAUAAAGAAUUAUGUUGUUUAAGAGGCAUGGUGCAUUUAUGCAUUUUCAUUGGACAUGGAAUGGGGGAAAGAUUGUUUAAAAAAGGCAAUUAAGUAGUUUUUGGAAAAAGUUUUUUAAAAAGUGUUUGUGAAAAUCGGAUGCCUAGGAGGCGCCUAGUGGUCUGUGGUGUUCAUGUGAUAUAGAGGGAAAUGGAAAGAGACUCUAGUGUGAUUGAACUACCUUGGCCCAGACAAUGCCAUGGAGGUGCCAUGUGGUCGGAGAAAGCUAGCCAACCCUUUCCUUGUGACGCCAUAGAUCGAGAUGCUAUGGGUUGGGUUGCAUUAACGGUUUGAAAUGGUGAAAAUGAAUUGUUUUGGAAAAUGGGGAGCGACAUUGACAUGACAAUGCAUUUCAUUUGCAUAUUUAGUGUAUUUGUGUUACAAUAACAAUUAUUUAUAAGCUUGUAGUUGUGGUUAUUGAUGUGCAUUCCCUAUGACAUGAUCCUGUCCACUUUUUGCCUAUUCUUUGCGUGGAUUUAUGGGGUCAUAAAAGGUGUGUCUUAGACACCUCUUACUGAGCUUAUGCUCACCCCAUUAUUUUAACAUUUUUCAGGUAUAGGGAAAGAAGGGGCAAGCGAAAACCCAUCGCAAAUUAAGAUUGGACUAGAACUCUUAUUUUGUUGUCUUUUGUAUAGAAACAUAAUCAUGUACCUUUUGUAAAAAAAAAAAUUAAGUGUAACUUGUAUAGUGUUGUAAUUGUAGAAUUUGUGUAAAUAAAUAUAUUUCAUAAAUUGCAAUUUAAUAUGAUUAAAGUGAUUCCUUGUUUGGAGGAGAUGGAGGAACGAGACAUUUUGUAUGUAUGUGUUGAUUUUGGAGAUGUUGUAUAUUAUUGCAUUGUGUGUUGGAACAUGAUAUGUAUUUCUAGUCAUUGCAUUUUAUAUGUAUUUCAGCAGGUCGUAGUAGGACUUUUUCUGUAAAAGUCAUACCGAAAUUUUAAUAUUUAUUUUUUAUUAUUAUUUUUUGGGUCGUUACAAUGGGUUUGAGAUUAAGUCUUAAGACAAUUUCUCAGCUGCUAAUUCUAGCACGUGUUGCAGAAGGAGCCGUUUUUUAUGUAACAAAAUUUGGUGCCAGGCCCAAUGCAGAUAUGAGACAGGCUCUAUUGACUGCUUGGAGAAUGGCAUGUGAAACGAGAAAUGCAAGCACAAUUAUAAUUCCAGCAGCCACAUUUUCGUUAAGUCAGGUGAAUCUUCAAGGUCCUUGUGGUGCCCCUAUUGGGAUUGAGCUCAAAGUCAUCCUGAAGGCCCCUCCUCUCAAUCAAAUCAAAGCUGAUGCCUGGGUUGUUUUCUAAAAAGUUGACCGCUUAAGCCUAUCAGGUGGUGGAACUUUUGAUGGCAUCGGUUCUGAAGCUUGGAAAACUUGUGUCCCAAAGAAAAAAUGCCCUCCACGUCCUUCUGUAAGCAGAUUCAUAUAAAUAUGUAUAUAUGUAUUUAUAUAUAUAUAUAUAUAUUUGCUUAUGAAAUUUCAAACAUUAAUUAAUUUUGUUCCAUAUAUAUAUGUAAUUUUCCUUAAUGAGUUGUAUGUCGUCUUUGUGACUGGAUGAUAUAUAACAUGCAGGGUGUAAGGUUCAGCUA